GGUGAGAUGGUUGACGAACGAAAUGUGUCAUAAUUUUAGAUGUAUAGGCAUAACGAAGCGAUUUCAUCUCCGUCAACAAAGUUUUUAGCGGACGUUUAGAAUAUUAAGUGUGUUUAAUUCAUAGUUAGUUAAUGCAUCAAUAUUUUGUCACAUAAAGGAAUGAGAGAAACGAUUGGCAAAGCUAGCUGCAAGAGGUUUAUUUGAUACAUUAGUGCUCGAUGCAGUAUGACCCUUACAGGAUGGAGGCUAAUAUUGAACCGAGUAAUGAUCAUACCCCAGCGCUAUGUUCUCGGAGUCUUGGGUCUGUUUGCCUUAGCGAACUCCUUCACAAUGCGGGUCUGUCUCAGCAUGACAAUCACUCAGAUGGUGACACACAGAGCUCCCACAGAACAUAUCGUAGGUGAGACCUGUCCUGACAUGUCAAUCAUGUCGAAUGUUACUGUCAGUGAGGUUCCAGAUGAAACUUUGAUGAUUUAUGAGCGCCGAGAAAAAUACGACUGGAGCGAAGCGACUCAAGGGUUUUUGCUUAGCGCCUUUUACUAUGGAUACGUGCUGACUCACCUACCCGGUGCACUGCUAGCAGAGAAGUUUGGCGGCAAAUGGACUGUUGGCCUCGGUCUGCUGACCACAUCGGUGGCCACAGUGCUGACCCCUUGGGCUGUUACCGUCGGAGGCGCUGUCGGAUUGUUUGCGAUUCGCGUUAUUGAGGGUAUGGGAGAGGGUCCAGUAACACCAGCUUUCGUGCUGUUGUUAGCACGAUGGGUACCCCCGUCAGAACGAUCCCGAUUUGGCGCCAUGAUAUUCGGUGGCGCACAAAUUGGCAACAUUUGUGGGCCCUACAUCUCAGGCCUGUUGCUGGCUGAUGGUGGAGAUUGGGCCAAUGUUUUCUAUGUGUUUGGAGGCUUGGGAAUAAUAUGGUUCAUAUUUUGGAGCCUCUUAUGCUACAGCACUCCGAACACGCAUCCAUACAUAUCGGACGAGGAGCGGGCUUACCUGAAAGAGACCGUCAUCGCCUCCGGUCUACACAAGAAGCUGGAUCCUGUGCCCUUUAAGGCUUUGCUGAGAUCGCCGCCGCUUUGGGCCCUCGUUGCUGCUGCUAUCGGUCACGAUUGGGGCUACUUCACAAUGAUCACCGAUCUGCCCAAGUAUUUCUCCGACGUACUCCGGUUUAACAUCAAGGAGACCGGUCUCAUGUCUGCCCUCCCUUAUAUGGCUAUGUAUGUGUCCUCGUUUGUGAUGGCUGGCCUGUGUGAUCUGUGCAUUAAGAAGAAAUGGCAUAGUAUUACCACUGGCAGGAAGAUUUACACGACUUUGUCCUCUUCCGUGCCAGCCGUUUUUAUCAUGCUGGCCUCGUACUCCGGCUGCAACCGCGCAGAGGCUGUCGGCCUCUUCAUAGCCUCCAUGGUGUUCAUGGCGGGCUUCUAUAGCAGCGUCAAGAUCAAUGCGAUGGACAUCGCGCCGAACUACGCGGGAACGUGCUCUGCAUUUGCGAAUGGGAUCGCGGCGAUUUCGGGAAUGGUCACGCCUUAUUUGAUCGGGUUGUUGACUCCUGAUCAAACAAUAGGCCAGUGGCGCAUUGCAUUCUGGGCAGUAUUCACGGUUCUAGUAGGCACUAACAUCAUUUACCUAAUCUGGGGCAGCGGUGAGCCCCAGUGGUGGGACGACGUGGACAAGUACGGUUAUCCUCCGGAUUGGAAACAUGGCCCGCUGAAGAAACGAGCAGUGGACACGGAAAAGAAGAUAGUGCACCCGAAACAUGACCAUUCGCCGGUAGCUAACGACUGAAAAUAAAAUUGCCUUGAAAAUUUAUAACAUUGCCUACUUUU
Leguminivora glycinivorella is the source of this 1826-nucleotide messenger RNA. Its product is annotated as putative inorganic phosphate cotransporter. Gene Ontology annotation, biological process: monoatomic anion transport; transmembrane transport. Gene Ontology annotation, molecular function: transmembrane transporter activity. The coding region runs from base 226 to 1785 and encodes 519 amino acids. The record is from RefSeq and is a predicted model, not a curated record. The transcript has 9 exons. Lineage: Eukaryota; Metazoa; Arthropoda; Insecta; Lepidoptera; Tortricidae.